AUGAAUAUCGCAGACCGUCUCACGAAAUGGAGGCCGGACUCAGGCUUGUCCAAGGAAUGGUUCCAAGGCCCAAGCUUUCUUUAUGACAGCAUGGAAAAUUGGCCACAACAACCUUUACCCCCUGCGAACACCAAGACAGAAAUGCGAGCAAUGUAUCUUUUCCACGACGUAGUGCUACCAGAAACGCUCAUUGAUGUGACCAGAUUCUCCAAGUGGAAUAUUUUGGUGAGAACAGUGGCGAGUGUACUUCGUUUCAAUUCUAACUGCCGUCGAAAAUUACGAAGAGAUCCGAUUGAAACUUUGAAACCAACACCCAAUCAACUAAAGAAAAUAAUGGUAAUUAUUCCAACGAUCAGAGUACCGUUGACUCAAAGCGAGUAUCAUCAAGCAGAAAUAAUAUUAUUCAGAUAUGCCCAAAGCCCCGCGUACGGUGACGAAAUAAAGACUCUUACUAAAAAUCAAGAACUUGAACCGUCACGGUGGAUGCACCUGGAGAAAAGUAGCCCACUUUAUAAAGUGACACCGCUCUUAGAUUGCGACAAGGUACUACGGAUGGAAGGAAGAUGUGAUAUGGCAGAUACAUUACCGUUCGACAUGCGUUUUCCCAUCAUCCUUCCCAAGGAUAGCAUCGUUACUGAACUUUUAGUGCGACACUAUCACGAAUCGUUUGGACACGCGUUCAGAGACACCGUGAAAAACGAAAUAAAACAACGGUUUCUCAUAUUUAGUUUGAAUUCGGUGGUAGCGAAAGCCGAGCGGAACUGUGUUUGGUGCAAAGUUCAUAAAAAUCGACCGAGAACUCCACGAAUGGCGUCUCUGCCCGUUCAACGUUUGACCCCGUACUAG
Molecule: messenger RNA, 846 nt
Organism: Wyeomyia smithii (pitcher-plant mosquito)
Lineage: Eukaryota; Metazoa; Arthropoda; Insecta; Diptera; Culicidae
Exons: 1
Coding region: 1-846 (281 amino acids)
Source: RefSeq, a predicted model, not a curated record